AUGAGGCCCGCGGAGCUUCAUCAAGCAGCCCUGGCCUUGAAGAGUCAAACCACAAGCAAAAUCAAAACCAACGAACGCCAUUGUUUGGCUGUGACAGAGGUUGACGAGCUGACAUCUUUGGUGGCCGAUGCUGAAACCGGCAUUGCCCGUCAAGAUUUGGACCAGGCCCUUGUUUUUGAACAACAUUUUGCACAAUUCAGUGCCUGGCCUUUGACACAGGCUGUGUGCCAGGAAUUGCUGCUGAAACUGGCGGCUUCUGGGGCAGGAACCCAAAUUUGGCCCCUUGCCGUGAUUGCCGCCCAGUGCGCCAAAGGCUUGCCGGCCCAGGCCGAAAGUACUCUCGAGGUCCAUGCCAAAGAGCUGGCAGUGGACGGGCAGCGACCAUCCAGCGCUCCCUACGGUGCAUUGGUGCAGGCAUAUGCAAAGCAGGGCGACCUUGAAAAGGUGCAGGAACAUCUUAGCGCCAUGAAGAGUUUGGGACUCUCCAUCGACAUGCCUAGCUAUGCCGCGGCCAUCGAAGCCUGGGCCAAGAGGGGCGGAUGCGAUGCCGCUCGGAGGAUCCUGGAUGAGGCGGUGGCUUCAGGUCUACACCCCAGCCGCGGGACCUUCACGGCGGCGGUCAGUGCCUAUACCAAGGAGAUCGGGCAGCGCGUGGAUGGAAGCGAUCAUGACAGCCAUGCGCGCCGCCAGCGUCGCAGCCUUGCAGACACCUGGGCAUGGCUCCUGGUGGCCAGUACCUCCUCCACGAGCCGAACGCGUCGGAAGAACAGCUUCACCAGCCCGGAGGCCAUCUUCAAGCAGAUGCUGGCCAGCGGUGUGGCCCCGAACGCCUUCGUGCUGCGCGCGCUGGGGAGGGCCGUCGGCCUCGAGAGGCGGGAAGAGCUCUGCAAGGAGUUCCACCUGGACCUUUCCGGGGUUCCCAAUCGACGCGUCAGGAGUGCAUGCCCUUGGAUGGGAGGUCAUGGGUGCAUGGCCGAGGACUGGGAGAAGGCCUCAGAGCCUGUGAGCCGUGAGGUUGCUCUACGAAGUGCUGGAGGCCCCCGGCCGGUGACCGGCGUGGCCGGCGUGGCCGCCGGCACCAGUCCGGCGAGAGAGCUGGUGAAAUUCCGUUCGGACAUGCCUUUUCUGUCUCCCUGGCUGGGUCAGAACGAGAGCGGCCCACCCACCCAGUCGGCCGUGCAGGUCGCCUUUCCCUUCUGGGCCUUGGGUGACGUUGCGCCACUGCUUCGUGGAAGUCAGUGCACCGGCACCGCCACAUUGCCCAGCACACCGGCCUGCUAUGGGGGCACUGUUUUGACCAGCUCCUUUUCGGUGAAGGUCGUCAGCGUGGACGGCGACGUGGGCGUCGUGGACCUGAAGGCCACGGGCGAGGCCUCCGCGGAGUGCGAUGGCGCCCACUUCUCAGCCGACGCCUCGGGCGGCAUCACCGUGGAUGGCGAGGGCUGUGGGCUGAGCGCCUACGACUACAGCGUGCAGUACUGCUCUGACCAGGAUAAGCUCAUCGUUCACCUGCAGAAGCCCACCGAGAUCUCUGUGGUCCUGCCCAGUCAGCCCUGCCCUGGAGAGGCGAAGCGAGCACCGCCCGCUCCAGGCUUGGAGGAGUGUUUGAAGAGCACCGCCCACCGAGUCAUAGGGACUGACGCCGUGUUUCUGAAGCGGCGGCGUUGGCCAGUCAGGCAGCAAGUGCCGGUGGAGUUGGUCUCUGCGCAGCCGCUGCCCAAGCGGCCGGUCACCAGCCGCAUCGGUGCCGUCCCCAAGACGACGUGGCGUUUCCGCCGGAGCGGUGGAAAGGGGUGGGUGCUCGGUGUGUUUGUUCCGGAAGGUAAAGCCUUCGGGCGCCCGUCCAAGCGAAGGUUUCGCGCCAUGUUCGGCAGCCUGGCACAUGUGGCGGAGAAGGCUUGGAAGCUCACGGAAACCCUUCUCUUUCACAGUGGAAGUGGGUUCCUCUGGCCGGAAGAGGAUUUGAAGCAGAAGCUCGACAGCUUGGUCUCCGUGUGCCGCACGGACUUCAAGGCUCACGGACUUCAAGCGCCCGCGCGGAGCCGGUCCAGUCACCACGAGGGCGCUCACCGCCCAGAGGCUCACCCCAGAAGCACGCGCUUCUUCUUGCGCGAGCUCUGGGAUCUAUGCCAGCUGCCGGAGGGCCCGAGAACGACGGGAACGGCCUCUGCCUUUCAAUUUUCGGUCUCCGCAGGGCCGGGGCUCCUUCACUGGGAUCAGGCUCCGGAAACCGACGCAGCGCCCCAGCUGCUCUUGGGCCCGGUGAGGCGAAAGCUGGCGGGCGCUUUGUCCCAAUUUGUGCUGCACAUUCCCAACUUCCUCCCGGCGGAUUUGGCGCCCUCCAGUGCCGAGCUGCCGGGGACCCUGCAGUCUGAGGACUCCUUCUUGACCAUGACAGUCCGGGACCUCACUGCCAAGCCAUUGGGUGAUGGAGACUCGCGGCUUAGGACUUGGGGUCGCUUGGUCUACGGUGACCACACCUUCUACGUGAUGUUGGCGCUGGGGGCCAUCCCAUGGGAGUUCAAGUUCAACAGGGCUCAUUACCGCCUUUGCAACUGUUGUCUGGUGCCAACGGGAGGAAUCAGGUGGGGCACGGCCCGUGUGAGUGCGUCGCGAGAUUUGUCAGCUUUCCUCACAGGGGUGGAACGGUUCUUUGCCAUUUUUUGGGGUUCCGCUGACGAGAGCUCUGAAUUCAUGACCUCACGAACGCUGGUGGCCCAGCAGUUCCGAACGAGCUGGCCCGAAGUCAACUGCUUCGAGGCACCGGCCGCCCUGCGGGAGCUCUUUCAUCGCCAGGAGAACGCGGGAGGGGCAGACGCCAUCCUGAACGUGCACAGCCUUGUCAAGGCCUCAAAGGCCUCGCCCCGGCUGUUGGAAACCUUGAACUGGCACGUGACCACCGUUUACGAUGUUCACGUGGGCACUCCCUUCAACUUUAUCUAUGAUGUGUUACAAUUCUCCUCAGGUCGAGACAAAUUUUGCGCCUUGAUGCAGGGUUACGCCAAGUUUGCGAGUGAGGUCCUUGCAGCACCUGACAGUGAACGCCACUGGAUGUACCGGGGAAUCGAGGACAGCUUGAGUGAAGGGCGCAAGAUCUUCAGGCUGUUCAAAGAGUUCAGAGAAGUCUACAAGGUGCGUCGCGGCUGGAGCCGCUUCAGCUUGGGUGCCGACGAGGACGGCACUUGUUCGAUCGCUGCCACCUGUGGGGUGCUCGACAUGCUUGGUCACACCUGCUCCUUUUUCUACUACCUGGGUGACAACCUCCUGUGGGCCGCCUCCGUGGGGCUGGUCCGCUCCAAGGAGGUGCCGAAGAUGCAGAUGAGGAUGUGGAAGGGAUUCCGCAAGAACGGCGCGGUGUUGAAUGCACUUGGCGGAGUGAGCAAUGUGAAGCGCAAACGCAAUUGGGCAUCGAUUUGGCGGCUGCACUUUGCCAUUUGCCGGGGGGGCCCGGGACCUCCUCUCUCCCGUGCGCCGGCGCUGGCGAGCGAGCUGCGAGCUUUGGAGAGCGAGCGGGCCGACAUCGGAGAACAUGACGGGAAAGACCCCCAGCACAGUGCCAACAUCCUUCUCUUCUACAAAGCCAUGUGCCGACUGGGAUUGAAACGCCGCCUGGUAGCAUGGUGGCGCCAUGGCAUGGCCAGAGGUUUGCAGGGGCCAGAUGCGGAUGCACGACUCUUCCAUACCUUGGAGAUCAUCGGCAUGUUGGCCAGUUACCGGGUGCUGCUCAGUAAGCUCAACAUCAUGAAAGCCUCACAUGCCAGGCUGGGCCUUCUGGCCAUGCUGGCGGCGGCCUGUGGCAUUUGGAGCAAUUGGAGGAAGGUGCGCAGAAAGAACUGCGGGACCAAAAGCUUUGUGGCAAGCAUCGGGAAGAAGGCCACCUUGACGAAUCUUUGCAAGAAAAGGAAAAUUAUCGGCAAUGGCAUCCCACCCAUUGCGCAAAGUGGGCAAAUCUUGCCAGCUGGCGGCCCUUUGGGCCCCGCGGUGGCUCCAAACCGCACUCGGGAGCCUCGUCCAAUGGCGGCGUCCCCUUCGUGGCGCCUCACCCGCGCCGACAGCGAUGUGGAGCAUUUGCCGCAGUGGUGGACCUGGCGGAAGCUGACGAAGCCAUCGCAGAUCGUCCGUGGCGGCAUCCAGUGCAGGCGCGAGCACCAGAGGAAGUUCUGGAUGUUCUUAGAAGCUGUCGAGGAGGAUCCUCAGGGAGUCCCGGCGCUGAACAUGGGAUUUGGCGCUCGCCCUCCCUUGCGAUUCGAGGAUUUCCUGGGACGGCUUCGAGCCCAUGAGUUGGCAGUGCAGCGUGCAGCGAAGGGCUCGGGCCGCUCGGGUGGUUUUCCAACCUUCUCCGCCCCUUUCUUUCCAUCCCUCGUUGACCCUCGACUGAUUCAUCGCGUCGCGUUCGCGUUGGAAGCCCACACGGAGUUCGAAGAACGCCGAGCCCAGGAGCCGCGGUGCGCGAAUGCCGAUGCUAUGCAGUGA
Messenger RNA from Durusdinium trenchii, 4473 nucleotides. The record is from the annotation of a GenBank genome assembly. NCBI's taxonomy places the organism in Eukaryota, Dinophyceae, Suessiales, Symbiodiniaceae.